This is a messenger RNA of Dioscorea cayenensis subsp. rotundata (Guinea yam), 5687 nucleotides long. RefSeq names its product callose synthase 12-like. NCBI's taxonomy places the organism in Eukaryota, Viridiplantae, Streptophyta, Magnoliopsida, Dioscoreales, Dioscoreaceae. Gene Ontology annotation, biological process: (1->3)-beta-D-glucan biosynthetic process. Gene Ontology annotation, molecular function: 1,3-beta-D-glucan synthase activity. Gene Ontology annotation, cellular component: plasma membrane; 1,3-beta-D-glucan synthase complex. The record is from RefSeq and is a predicted model, not a curated record. The transcript has 2 exons. The coding region runs from base 193 to 5532 and encodes 1779 amino acids.
AGAACGCGCAUACGCCUGUUUUGUUUUGUUUUGUUUGUUUUUAAUUAAGCCCUUUGUUAGUCUCUCUAAUUCGCAAGAAAUCUUUAAAUUAAAUUUUUUUUAAAAUAAUUUAUUGUUCAAAUCUCUGUGUCUCUCUCUGUUCAGUUGGUCAUCGUCAUCGUCGAAGAUUAGAGUUUGAGAUCUGAUGCGAAGAUGAGCCGCCAGCACCGACUGGACCCGCCGGAGUACAACCGCGCCGGCGGAGGAGCAGCCAUGGCAGCGGCUGAGGAGGAACCCUACAACAUUAUCCCGAUCCAUAACCUACUGGCGGAGCACCCGUCUCUUCGGUUCCCCGAGGUUCGCGCCGCCAUGGCUGCCCUCCGUGCCGUUGGCGACCUCCGCACGCCGCCGUUUAUCCAGUGGCACGAUGGCCUUGAUCUUGUCGACUGGCUCGGCGCCUUCUUCGGCUUCCAGCGUGACAACGUCCGGAACCAGCGCGAGCACCUGGUGCUUCUCCUUGCUAACGCUCAGAUGCGGCUACAGCCGCCGCCGGACAACAUCGACACUCUCGACCCCGGUGUUGUUCGGCGCCUCCGGCGCAAGCUGCUUCACAACUACACCUCCUGGUGCGCCUACCUAGGCCGCAAAUCUCACGUCUGGGUCCCUGACAACCCUGCACGGCGCUCCUCUGAUGCCCCGCGCCGUGACCUCCUGUAUUCCUCCCUCUUUCUCCUUGUCUGGGGCGAGGCUGCAAACGUCCGCUUUGUCCCUGAGUGCCUCUCCUACAUCUUCCACUGCAUGGCCAUGGACCUCAACCGCAUCCUCGAGGGCUACAUCGACGACAACGGCCGCCCCGCCCUCCCCGCCGUCUCCGGCGAUGGUGCGUACCUUGCCCGCGUCAUCACACCUCUGUACAAAGUCAUCAAGGCCGAGGUCGACUCCAGCCGCAACGGCACCGCCCCACACUCCGCCUGGCGGAACUACGAUGACAUCAAUGAGUACUUCUGGUCUCGUCGUUGUUUCGAUCGACUACGAUGGCCUCUCGAUCUCUCAACGAACUUCUUCGCUCCCCCGCCCAACCGGAAACGCGUCCGCAAGACUGGCUUCGUUGAGCAACGCUCUUUCUGGAACAUCUACCGAAGCUUCGAUCGCCUCUGGGUCAUGCUCAUACUCUUCCUCCAGGCCGCUACCAUCGUCGCUUGGGAGGGUAACACUUAUCCCUGGCAAGGCCUACGCAGUCGCGAUGUCCAGGCCCGUGCUCUGACCGUGUUCAUCACCUGGGCUGCUCUCCGAUUCUUCCAGUCCAUUCUCGACGCUGGCACUCAGUACAGCCUCGUCUCCCGUGAGACCCCGUGGCUUGGCCUCCGGAUGGUGCUUAAAAGCGUCGUCGCCACUGGCUGGACCAUCGCCUUUGGUGUCCUCUAUGCUCGUGUCUGGGACCAGCGCAACCAUGACCGUCGCUGGUCCCCGACUGCGAACCAGCGACUCGUCAACUUCCUCAUGGCUGCCGGGGUGUUCAUCCUUCCUGAACUGCUAGCUCUCUUGCUCUUUAUCCUUCCCUGGGUUCGCAACUUCCUUGAGAAGACCAACUGGCGGAUAUUCUACGUGCUCACUUGGUGGUUCCAAAGCCGCACUUUUGUUGGCCGUGGUCUGAGAGAGGGGCUGCUCGACAACAUCAAGUAUGCUUUGUUCUGGGUUUUGCUUCUUGCUGUCAAGUUCAUCUUCAGCUACUUCCUCCAGAUCAAGCCGAUGGUGAAGCCGAGCAAGGAGAUCUUCAAUCUCACCAAUGUCCACUACCAGUGGCAUGAGUUCUUCUCCCGAACCAGCAGGUUCGCUGUCAUUCUUCUCUGGGUGCCUGUUGUGCUAAUAUAUUUAAUGGACAUACAGAUCUGGUAUUCGAUCUUCUCAUCACUUGUUGGAGCUUUGGUGGGGCUGUUCUCUCACUUGGGUGAGAUUCGGAAUGUUGAACAGCUAAGGCUCAGGUUCCAGUUCUUCGCUAGUGCAAUGCAGUUUAAUUUAAUGCCAGAGGAGCAGCUGUUCCAGGAUAGGGGCACCUUGAAAAGCAAGUUUAAGGAUGCCAUUCAUCGGCUGAAGUUGCGGUAUGGUCUUGGGCGGCCGUACAAGAAGAUUGAGUCAAACCAGGUGGAGGCAAACAGAUUUGCUUUGAUAUGGAAUGAAAUCAUUGCCACAUUCAGAGAGGAGGAUAUUAUAAGUGAUUGUGAAGUGGAGCUUCUUGAGUUGCCACCUACCCACUGGAACAUUCGUGUGCUCAGGUGGCCUUGCUUCUUACUAUCUAAUGAAUUGCUGCUUGCUCUUGGCCAGGCGAAGGAGCUGGAGCAUACGGACAAGGGGCACUGGAGGAAGAUAUGCAAGAGUGAGUAUAGGCGGUGUGCUGUUAUAGAGGCUUAUGACAGUGUCAAGCACUUGCUACUUGAGAUAGUCAAGGAGAACACUGAAGAGCAUUCCAUCAUAACUCAGAUAUUUUUUGGGUUUGAUGAUGCCAUUCGUGUGGGGAAGUUUACUGUGGAGUAUAAGUUGGCAGUUUUAGAGAGUAUUCACUCCAAGCUGAUAGUUCUUCUGAAGUUACUGAUCAAUCCAAAGAAAGAUUUGAACAAGGUGGUUAAUACCUUGCAGACCCUAUAUGACUUGGCAAUUCGUGAUUUUCCAACACAUAAGAAGAAUAUUGAGCAGCUGAAGGAGGCUGGAUUGGCGCCACAGAGGCCGAGUGGAACUGGCCUUUUAUUUGAGAAUGCAGUGGAAUUGCCCCCUGUCGACAACUCAAAAUUUUAUACACAAGUAAGGAGGUUGCAGACAAUCCUCACCUCCAGAGAUUCCAUGAACAAUGUACCCAAGAAUCUGGAAGCCAGGCGCCGCAUAGCUUUCUUUAGCAAUUCCUUGUUCAUGAACAUGCCCCGAGCACCCCAAGUUGAGAAGAUGUUGGCUUUCAGUGUUCUGACUCCAUACUACAAUGAGGAAGUCACCUACAGUAAGGAAAACCUUAGGAGUGAGAAUGAAGAUGGUGUUUCAACCAUAUUCUACUUGCAGAAGAUUUAUGAAGAUGAAUGGGUGAAUUUUUUGGAACGCAUGCGGAGAGAAGGGGUUGCUAAUGAAAAUGAGAUAUGGAGUGGGGAAAGGUUGAGAGAUCUCAGGCUUUGGGCCUCAUACAGAGGCCAGACACUAAGCCGAACUGUGAGAGGAAUGAUGUAUUACUACAAGGCCCUCAAGAUGCUUGCUUUUCUUGAUACUGCUUCAGAGGUUGAAAUUAAGGAAGGGUCAAGGGAAUUAGAUACAUUUGGUGAUUCUAUGAGGCGUGACAAUGUGGGAGAUGGUAUGGAGGAUAGGUCUUCAUCCUCACGGAAUUUAAGCAGAGCAAGCAGUGGAGUGAGCUUAUUAUUCAAGGGUCAUGAGCAUGGGACGGCAUUGAUGAAAUUUACUUAUGUGGUUGCCUGCCAGAUAUACGGAACUCAAAGAGGAAAGCCAGAGGGUGAGGAGAUUCUGUAUCUAAUGAAGAAUAAUGAAGCUCUCCGUGUUGCCUAUGUUGAUGAAGUCCGCUCAGGCAGGGACGGAGUGGAAUAUUAUUCUGUUCUUGUCAAGUUUGACCAGCAACUGCAGAAAGAGGUGGAGAUAUUCCGGAUCAAGUUGCCAGGACCCUUGAAGCUUGGGGAAGGCAAGCCAGAGAACCAGAACCAUGCUCUAAUAUUCACAAGGGGUGAUGCAGUGCAAACCAUAGACAUGAAUCAAGAUAACUACUUUGAAGAGGCCCUCAAGAUGCGGAAUCUGUUGGAUGAAUACUCACAUACCUAUGGUGCCCGCAAACCCACUCUCUUGGGUGUUCGAGAACAUGUGUUCACUGGUUCAGUCUCUUCGCUUGCUUGGUUCAUGUCUGCACAGGAGACUAGCUUUGUCACCCUUGGUCAGCGGGUUCUAGCAAAUCCUCUCAAGGUCAGAAUGCAUUACGGCCAUCCUGAUGUGUUUGACCGCCUUUGGUUCUUGACUCGAGGAGGUAUUAGCAAAGCCUCUAGAGUGAUCAACAUUAGUGAGGACAUAUUUGCAGGCUUCAACUGCACAUUGCGUGGUGGUAAUGUUACACAUCAUGAAUAUAUUCAAGUGGGUAAAGGACGUGAUGUUGGUUUGAAUCAGAUAUCGAUGUUUGAAGCAAAGGUUGCUAGUGGCAAUGGUGAACAGGUUCUGAGUAGAGAUGUGUACAGAUUGGGUCACAGAUUGGACUUCUUUCGGAUGCUCUCCUUCUUCUACACAACUGUGGGAUUCUAUUUUAACACAAUGGUGGUGGUGUUGACUGUGUAUACUUUUGUUUGGGGCCGCCUUUAUUUGGCUCUCAGUGGCCUUGAGGAGUCGAUCAAACAAAGGGCUAACUCUACCAACAAUACAGCCCUCGGUACUGUUUUAAAUCAGCAGUUUAUCAUUCAACUUGGACUUUUCACUGCCUUGCCAAUGAUUGUGGAGAACUCUCUUGAACAUGGAUUCCUGCCGGCAGUGUGGGAUUUCUUGACAAUGCAGCUACAGCUGGCGUCCAUGUUCUACACCUUCUCUAUGGGAACCAAAAGCCAUUAUUUUGGCCGAACAAUCCUUCAUGGGGGUGCCAAAUAUCGUGCUACUGGCCGUGGGUUCGUUGUGCAACAUAAGUGUUUUGCUGAGAAUUAUAGGCUCUAUGCCCGCAGCCAUUUUAUAAAAGCUAUAGAGCUUGGGGUGAUAUUGACGGUCUAUGCAUCUUAUAGCGCCAUCUCGAAGGACACUCUUGUCUACAUUAUCAUGACAAUUUCGAGUUGGUUUCUGGUUGUGUCUUGGAUUAUGGCUCCUUUUGCAUUCAACCCAUCAGGUUUUGAUUGGUUGAAAACUGUUUAUGAUUUUGAGGACUUCAUGAACUGGAUUUGGUACCCUGGUGGUGUGUUUACAAAAGCUGACCAAAGCUGGGAGACAUGGUGGUAUGAGGAACAAGAUCAUUUGAGAAUGACUGGCCUUUGGGGCAAGUUAUUGGAGAUUGUGCUUGACCUCCGUUUCUUCUUUUUCCAAUAUGGAAUUGUGUACCAGCUUAAUAUUGCUGAUAAAAGCACCAGCAUUGCUGUAUAUCUGCUUUCUUGGAUUUGUGUGGUUGUUGCUGCUGGAAUUUUUGUGUUGAUGGUUUAUGCUCGAGAUAAGUAUGCUGCCAAGGAACACAUCUACUAUCGAGCUGUCCAAUCAUUCGUCAUCAUCCUUGUCAUUCUGGUGAUUAUUAUCUUACUUAAGUUCACCAAUUUUAAGUUGAUUGAUAUCUUUACAAGCCUUUUGGCAUUUAUACCCACUGGCUGGGGUCUAAUAUCCAUUGCCCAAGUGAUAAGACCAUUUAUAGACUCCACAGUUGUGUGGGAUACUGUGGUUGCUGUGUCUCGAUUAUAUGAUAUACUAUUUGGGGUGGUUGUCAUGGCUCCAGUUGCAUUAUUGUCCUGGUUACCUGGAUUCCAGUCAAUGCAGACAAGGAUUCUCUUUAAUGAAGCUUUUAGCCGCGGCCUUCAAAUAUCACGGAUUAUAACCGGCAAAAAAUCUAAUAUUGACUAGUGAGGUCCAGAGCAGUUUUAGUUAGCGGUAGGGCGCCGUGCAGUUUCUUUUGUACAGCUGCUGUAUUUCUGUGUGCUCCCUUCUGGUUUUGCUUCUAUUUUGUUAAUGUAUUCAUCACUUAGUCUUAUUCUACUGAGUUGGUUUUUUCGUAUUCA